AUGAUGUUUCCUAAAGCCUUGCUAAUGUUACUUAUUGUUUAUAAAACAUAUGCAACAGAAGACGUCGCUCUUCACCAGAUCCAUACUGAUAAUGAAUUUAUUUUGUGUCGCACUUGUGGAAAUUUGAUCACAAUUUCCAAAUACGUUACUGAUAAACGGAGUCCUGUUUCCCGGUUUAUUUUUAAUGAUACUAUAUUUAACAGAAAAGAGGUUGUGGUUCAAGAGUUAUUAGGUGAUUUGUUUCUUCAUUUUCCUGUGGUGACCUUUUUAGAUUCUACUUGUACAGGAGUAGGAGAGUGGGAGGAAAGUUCUUGGUUUCCUGGGUAUAUUUCAAGGCCAUGUAUGUGUGCUGAAUGUGGCACAUACCUGGGUUGGGUGUUCCAACCUGAACAACCAAAAAAGAAUUCUGAGUUAUUUUUUGGUUUCAUCUUAUCAAGCCUUAUUGGGGAAACUUUUGUAGAUUCCCUGGUUAUUUAUCCAACAAAUAAAAAUUAA
Messenger RNA from Diatraea saccharalis (sugarcane borer), 495 nucleotides. NCBI's taxonomy places the organism in Eukaryota, Metazoa, Arthropoda, Insecta, Lepidoptera, Crambidae. The record is from the annotation of a GenBank genome assembly.